Molecule: messenger RNA, 2331 nt
Organism: Schizosaccharomyces osmophilus
Lineage: Eukaryota; Fungi; Ascomycota; Schizosaccharomycetes; Schizosaccharomycetales; Schizosaccharomycetaceae
Gene: cdc17
Product: ATP-dependent DNA replication ligase Cdc17
Exons: 3
Coding region: 1-2331 (776 amino acids)
Biological process (GO): DNA recombination; DNA repair; lagging strand elongation
Cellular component (GO): mitochondrion; nucleus
Molecular function (GO): DNA ligase (ATP) activity; ATP binding; DNA binding
Source: RefSeq, a predicted model, not a curated record
AUGAGAGAUAUCUUCAGACACCUACGACACUUUAGGCGCGCUUUAUGGUUAAAACCCAUGUCAGGAAGGCAAUCUAAUAUCAGCAAGUUCUUCACUUUGGGUCCAGAAGAAGCGCGUAAAAAACGAACAUUCACUCCUCCAACGGUUUCUGAAAAUGAAAACAAUUCUCAAACAAUAAAGAAGCAAGAGAAUGUUACAAAAAUUCAUAAAAACGAUGGAAUAACCCCUAACGGAGAGAAGCGGACAGCGAACGAGUCAGAGAUUCCGAAAGAGGAGGAUACAGAUGCGACAAACACUGUGGAAGUCAAACGUUAUAAGGUCAAUGGCCAUUCAUCAGCUUCAUCUUCUUCCUCCCCAUCUGCUGCCAUUUCUGAGGGAGACACCACUCCAUCUGAUAUUCCUCCUAUUGCUGAAACACCACUAGAGUCUACAAAAAAACAGGAAAAGAAAAAGUCUCACGCAACGUUUGCGGACAUGGUUUCCACUUUCACGAAAAUUGAGAAAACUUCAAAACGUUUGGAGAUCAUUGAUAUUAUGGGUACUUACUUUUUUUCAAUGCUGCGUAACCAUCCUGAGGAUUUACUUACUUCGGUCUAUUUGAGUAUUAAUAAGCUGGGUCCAGAUUAUUCAGGAAUUGAACUUGGCAUUGGUGAAAGUAUCAUCAUGAAAGCUGUUGCCGAGUCGACUGGCCAAACCCUUCAACAAAUUAAGCAAGCGUUUCAUAAAGUGGGAGAUUUGGGCCUUGUUGCACAGGCAUCCCGCCAAAACCAGCCAACAAUGUUUCAACCAGCUGCUCUGACUCUACCUUUUCUAUUUGAUUCUCUAAAGUCGAUUGCGCAAAUGUCUGGAAAUCAAUCACAAAAUCGAAAAAUCGGUUUGAUCAAGCGAUUGCUGAGCUCUUGUCAAGGUGCCGAGCCAAAAUACCUUAUCAGAGCCCUUGAAGGAAAGUUACGUCUCCAAUUAGCAGAGAAAACCAUUCUUGUUUCCCUGGCCAAUGCCUGUGCACAGUACCAUGCUGAUAAAAAACAAGUUCAACUAUCCCAAUCGGACCGCGUCCACGCUGAACAGACUCUUCGCGACGUUUAUUCUCAACUACCUUCAUACGACAUUAUUGUACCUCAACUGAUUGAACAUGGAGUCGAGAACCUACGAGAAACUUGUAAGCUCACCCCUGGGGUUCCUACAAAGCCCAUGCUUGCAAAACCUACCAAACAGUUUUCCGAAGUUUUGGAUACUUUCGACCAAGCCACUUUUACUUGCGAAUAUAAAUACGACGGAGAGCGUGCUCAAGUUCAUUAUACUGAUGACGGAAAAUUCUACGUAUUCUCUCGAAAUUCCGAAGACAUGUCUGUCCGUUAUCCCGAUAUCAUGGCGUCUGUGAGCAAAUGGAGAAAACCAGAAGCUAAAAACUUUAUCCUCGACUGCGAAGCUAUUGCUUGGGAUAAGGAAGAAAACAGAAUUUUACCCUUUCAAAAAUUGGCAACCCGUAAAAGAAAAGACGUAAAGUUGGAAGAAAUCAAAGUUCGAGCUGGUCUUUUUGCUUUUGAUAUUCUCUAUCUAAACGGUCAUUCUUUGCUAGAUGCUCCGUUUUCAGAGCGUCGAAAGCACUUAUAUUCAAUGUUUCAACCAGCUACAGGAGAGUUUGAUUUUGCCAAGCACAGUGAUCAACAAUCUGUUGAGUCAAUUCAGGAAUUUCUUGAAGAAUCUGUUAAAGAUUCUUGUGAAGGUCUUAUGGUCAAAAUGCUUGAAGGACCAGAAUCUCGUUAUGAACCGUCCAAACGAUCUCGGCAUUGGUUGAAGAUUAAGAAAGAUUACCUUUCAGGUGUUGGCGACUCACUUGAUUUGAUCGUUAUUGGUGCUUAUCAUGGAAGAGGUAAGAGAACUUCUGUAUAUGGUGCUUUUCUUUUGGGUUGCUAUGACCCUGAUUCAGAGACUGUCCAAACAGUUUGCAAAUUAGGUACUGGGUUUUCAGAAGAGCAAUUGGAACAUUUCCACCGCCAAUUGAGCCAAAUAGUCGUUCCAAAAAAGAAAGAUUUGUAUUCUCAUAGUGAGGCUCCUCCUCAUCAGCCUGACGUUUGGUUUGAGCCAAAGUAUUUGUGGGAGGUUCUGACUGCCGAUUUAUCACUUUCCCCUGUCUAUAAAGCUGCCAUUGGUUAUGUUCAAGAGGAUAAAGGAAUUAGUCUUCGGUUCCCUCGAUUUGUUCGAGUGCGCGAAGACAAAAAUUGGGAGGACGCUACAACUAGCGAACAGGUUUCUGAGUUUUACCGCUCUCAGAUAGUACAUAGUCAGACUUCAGCACGUGCAUCAUCGCCUAAUGUGGAAGACUAUUAA